AUGUGCUGCGGUGCCUUACGGAGAGUCCUAUUGCUCUGUACAGUUUUAUAUUGUACUUGUUAUCUGGGACUUGCACAAGUACACUCUGAAGAUGUGGACAUCCUCCAGAGGCUGGGGCUCAAGGGAGAGAAGACAUCAAGCUCCAUCCGUCCGGGGAUCAUUCCGUUCCGAUCGGGAGUCAUCCUCACCCAGCAGGCACGUGUGGAGGCCCCUGCCCGCUCAGUCAUACCACCGUCCUACUGGCCCAACCUGGCGCUGCUUCUGAGUGUGCGUUCCCACCGUGUCAACAACGCCUUCCUCUUCACCGUGCUCACCGGCCGCCGCCGGCUCCUGCUGGGCCUGCAGCUGGCCCCGGGGCAGCUUGUCCUCCACACAGGGCCCAAUAGCGCCGUCCCACUCCACUACGACCUCCACGAUGGCCAGUGGCACCACCUGGCUCUGGACAUCCGUGACCAGAGGGUUACUCUGUACUCUGCCUGUGGGAAGCAGAGCGUUCACGCAGACUUGACUUCGGGCGACAGAGAAGGCCUGGACCCUGAGAGCUCCUUCCUGCUCGGGAAGAUGGGCCAGGGCUCGGUGCAGUUCGAGGGUGCCAUUUGCCAGUUUGACCUGAUCCCCUCCUCCCAGGCAGCUCACAACUACUGCAGGUACAUUAAGAAACAGUGCAGGGAGGGUGACACCUACAGGCCAAAUAUAGCGCCCCUCCUUCCCCUCUUAACCCGAGACCCCAACAUCACGGCCAGCCUGGCUCCGCCAGCUCCCUCCGAGCUGAACAGGAAGCCCAUGGUCAUGAACCUAGCAAGGAGCGCCACUGCGGCUGCCUCUGCUGUUAGGUAUGUGGUGCCGGCCAUCCUGCUAAAGCCCACCCCUAGGACCACUCCUUCUCCCCUGCCUGGUACUGUGAUGCUACUCACAACACGGCCUGGGCUAGCCUUCCCGACCAAGGCUCAGAGCGAGACCAUUACAGCACCACUCAGGAAUGGAGUUGCCCCUCCCUCCUCCCCCAAAACCUACACCAUCACUCAGAAAUCCCCCAAGCCCACCCAUAUCAAGCCCGUCAAUGUCAAGCCCACCCCUGUUAAGCCUGCCAAUUUCAAGCCCACCCCUCCCAAGCCCAUCCUAGCCAACCCCACCUCUCGCAGCAGCCCCAAGAAGACCACCUUGGGGCUGGAGGCAAAGCAGAAACCCUCUGUCACUGCUGCGGCCAAGCCUACCAAGAAGAAGCCAGACUCUGCCCUUCUAGCCCAGGGGGCAGUCAGCCCCGGGCCAAAGAAACUACCACAGAAACCACAGCCUACAGCAGCCAAAAAGACAAUAGCCCCGCCUAAAGUCACAGCCACUCGCCAAUUCAAAGCCACCAAUGCACCUGCCAAUCCAAAGCUAUCCAAAGCCACCAAUGCACCUGUCACCCAACGGCCCACCAAACCCACCUAUGCACCCUUUAACCUCCCCACCACGGGCUGGUGGCAGACGUACGAUGUGGAGCCGACCCAUUUUUCUCUACUAUUGCCAGGACCCCAAGGGCGAAAGGGUGAACCAGGCCUUGCGGGCCCUCCAGGACCACCAGGGAAGUUAGGCACACCAGGGAAGAGUGGUCCUCAGCUCUUGCCACCCUCCCUGCUUUCCAUCGACCUGUACUGGAAACUACAUUCCUCCAAGCCUGGUCGUUGUGCCACUGCCUCGCCACAAUAUUGCCACUCUCUGACUGACUGGCCAGAGCUGCCCUGCAGAGACCCCUCCCUAGUGAAGUCACCUCUCCCCUCCCAUCUCACCUGCCCCCCCCCUAUAAAGCAAGGACGCUUUGAGCAGCUGGCGGAUGCCGCGGUUAUCGAUCCUGCAUCCCAGUGGAGGCACGGUGAACCCGGUUCCCAUGGAAAACCUGGCCGUCCAGGUCCACCUGGACUUAAGGGGAGGAACGGAGACCCUGGUCUCUCAUCUGGAACAGCCGCUAAAGGAGAGAAGGGAGACCCAGGCAUUCUUGGCCAAGUUGGACUAAUCGGCCAGGCUGGUCGAAAGGGACAGAGAGGGCAUCCUGGUCCACCUGGUCACGAAGGAGAGCCUGGGGAGCGAGGUCCAGACGGAAGCCCAGGUGCCAAAGGUUAUCCUGGCAGGCAGGGUUUGCCAGGUCCCAUAGGAGCCAUUGGGCCGAAAGGCGCUCGGGGCUUCAUUGGAAUCGCGGGCCUUUUUGGCCUACCUGGUGCUGAUGGCAAAAGAGGCGUUCCUGGAGAACCAGGGAAGAGGGGCAAGAUGGGUAGGCCGGGGUUUCCUGGAGACUUUGGUGAAAGAGGACCACCAGGACCAGACGGGGACCCAGGUUUGCUUGGAGCCUGUGGUCCUAAUGGAGUUCUUGGACUUAUUGGUGACAUGGGACCUAAUGGGAAGGUGGGCCUUCUAGGACCCAAUGGACUGAAGGGGGUGCCCGGCAACCCAGGAGAACCAGGACUGAAAGGUGAUAAGGGUGACAUUGGGCUUCAUGGAGAGCAGGGAAAGAUCGGCUUCCAAGGAGACAAGGGUGUUCAGGGUACUCCAGGGUUGCCAGGUACCAGAGGAAAACCAGGACUUCAGGGUUUCCCUGGAGACAUUGGGCCUCCUGGAGAUAAUGGCUUAGAAGGCCCAAAUGGAAAGCCAGGAGUGAGGGGGUUGCCUGGUCCUAGAGGGGUGCCCGGGCUAGAGGGAGAUGAGGGCCCACUUGGACCACUGGGUCUGACAGGACUGGAGGGUAGAGUCGGCAUGAAGGGCUUCCCUGGGAAGAUCGGAACGGAUGGAGUGAAGGGAGAGCUUGGUAUCAUCGGGAAGGUUGGAGGCAUGGGUGAAAGGGGCCUGGUUGGCUUUAUUGGUCCUGUUGGAGAGACUGGAUUGGCAGGGGAGAAGGGGGAACGAGGGGAGAUGGGCCUGCCGGGACCUGCUGGAGAAAAGGGAUCAAUGGGCCCCCCUGGAUCUCGUGGGCCAAUUGGUACCAGAGGACCCAAAGGCAGAUGGGGUGCGAGAGGGCCCGACGGUCCAACGGGGAAGCUUGGGUUAGUGGGCAUGAAGGGCCCUGAUGGUCUUCCAGGAAAAAUUGGUUUUUCGGGAGAUGAGGGGAAAAUUGGAGAGCUGGGAGAAGCUGGACCUCAAGGGUUUCCCGGUAUUCAAGGACCCUCUGGACCUCCAGGAGACCAAGGAAUAGCAGGCGAGCCAGGACUCCCUGGGCCAGUGGGGACAGUGGGGCCACUAGGAGAAAUGGGUCUAAAGGGUCCUCCAGGCAAAGUGGGUCAUCCAGGACUGCCUGGCGAGCCGGGGGAGAAGGGAGCACUCGGAGCCAUUGGUAACAUCGGAGAGCAGGGACUAAUGGGACAACGGGGAGAGCCAGGGCUUGAGGGAGAGGCCGGUGCUGCUGGUCCUGAUGGAACAAAGGGUGAAAAGGGUGACAUGGGGCAGGAGGGCGACAAAGGAGAGAAGGGUGAAACCGGAAUGAAGGGAAAGGACGGCCCACCUGGGAAUCCUGGACUCAUAGGCAUCACAGGACAAGAGGGUAAAUCCGGCAAGAUUGGUGAAAGAGGCAAACCAGGAAGAAAGGGAGCCAAAGGUCAUAUGGGUCAUCUUGGGGAGACGGGACCAAUCGGAAAGACAGGGCCAAAAGGGUUUGUGGGACCGAAGGGCUCGAGAGGAACCAUUGGACCUGUGGGUCCCCCAGGUAGAAUGGGUAAACAGGGGGACAUGGGUCUAGCAGGUUACGAGGGUCAUCAGGGACCCCAAGGCCCUAUUGGGCAUCGAGGACCAAAUGGUGAAAAGGGCGAACAGGGGGAUGAUGGGAAGGUUGAGGGUCCUACUGGUCCUCCAGGCGACAGAGGUCCUCCAGGAGACAGAGGAGAGAGAGGGGAGUUAGGGGAUCCAGGAUACCUAGGGCAACAAGGCGUGGACGGAGGGAGAGGCAAACCUGGAGCCCCUGGACAACCUGGACAUCCAGGACCUCAUGGACAACACGGGCCCAAAGGAUCCAAAGGAGAUCAAGGUCAGAAAGGCAAACUGGGUCAGAGAGGAGAAUCUGGAAGCAGAGGAUCGCUGGGUGUGGUUGGUCUCCAUGGCCCGAGAGGCAUGGUGGGGCGAGAGGGGCUGGAGGGCGUGCCAGGCGUAGACGGAGUCUCAGGGAAGGACGGGUCCAAAGGCAUGCCAGGCGAGCAUGGUGACGAUGGUGAGUUCGGUCUCCCUGGCAAAGCUGGUUACCGUGGAAAAGUCGGCGGGCUGGGACUGCCGGGCGAUAUGGGAACCUUCGGACCAAAGGGUGAAAGGGGCCUCCCAGGCCAGACAGGACCCUCAGGGAAGAGAGGCUUUAAGGGUGGGAUGGGACUGCCAGGGCCACAGGGGGACCAGGGGCCCAAAGGACAACCUGGUGAUACAGGAGAACCAGGUUUUCAAGGGAUACUGGGAGUGUUUGGACCAACAGGGCCUCCAGGUGACUUGGGACCAAAAGGCAUACAGGGACCAAAAGGGCCACAGGGCACAAUGGGCAGAGGUGGAGUAAUGGGUCCGAUGGGGAUUAUUGGGCCCGAUGGAAGUCCAGGCCCUAAAGGAGACAAGGGGAGCCGUGGAGAGAUGGGAUUACGAGGACCAAAGGGGCAUCCAGGACCACCGGGACCUCCAGGUCCUCCCGGUGUCCCUCUGUCAUUUAAACAGGACGCUUCCCUUCAGGUGUUUGAGUCUAUAAACACCCCACUUAGGACUGAGAAUUGGCUAGUUAUGGACCUGCCUAUGCUAGACCAUGUUACAGAGAUCAUUAAGACCAUCCACUACCUUAGUGACCUGAUCCAGAGCCUGAAAAAUCCACUGGGCACCAGCGAUAACCCCGCCCGCAUUUGCAGGGACCUCCACAGCUGUGAACAGAAAAUGAGCGAUGGCACUUAUUGGAUUGACCCAAACCUGGGCUACUCCUCAGAUACAAUAGAGGUCACCUGUAACUUCACAGGUGGAGGGCAGACCUGCCUAAAACCUGUAACGGUGUCCAAGCUGGAGAUUAGUGUUGGGCGUGUCCAGAUGAACUUCCUGCAUCUCUUGAGCUCAGAGGCGGUGCAACAUGUGACCAUCCACUGCCUGAACGUACCUAUCUGGAGGACCUCUGAGGACCAGCCUCCUUCACAGGGGUCUGUGCAUUUCAGGGCGUGGAGUGGGGAGAUCAUUGAGGCAGGGGGAGAGAUGGAGCCUCACGUCAUCGAGGACUCCUGUUGGAUGAAGGAUGGACGCUGGCACCAGACCCAUUUUGUGUUCCACUCCCAGGAUCCUAACCUGCUCCCUGUGGUUAACAUCUAUAACUUACCCAAGGCCACACUCGGGUCACACUACCACCUGGAGGUUGGCCCUGUGUGUUUCCUGUAAGGGUGUGUAUGUCUGUGUGGUGCUGUGUGUGCAGGGACCCUCACUUCUGAACCUCCAUGCAGUUGGGGUGAAUGGAACAGUCCACUCCCUCCCUCAAGCACUGUCCAAGAAGGACCUCUGCACCCCUCCCUCAACACCCCCGUAUCACCCCUCUCAUCAGACUGCAGAAAUAAAGGGAAGAUAUUUUGGUGCUGGGGGAGAAUGAGGAGAAGAAGAGCAAAGGAGGAAUGGGGGAGUUCUCACACUAAUAGCUCCUAAAGAAGACAAUUUGUUAUUUUUUGCUCUUCAGGAAUGAUUUAAACUAAAAACAAGCUGUGGAUAUCUUCUUGGAGAAAAGGCUUUGCCAAACAGUCUCUCGUGAACAUUUAAGUUAAGGGACAUCCAGGCUAAGUCGAUACUGCCAAUUCCCCUACUUUUGGAAUUAUAGUGAGUUAUCAUACAGUGUGUACAGUGUGUACUUAAUUAAUACCAAGGAACAACAGUCUGUGCAAGAGAUUAAUUAAAGUAAUUGGGAACAAUAUUAAACAUACUGUACAUA
Molecule: messenger RNA, 5887 nt
Organism: Salvelinus namaycush (lake trout)
Lineage: Eukaryota; Metazoa; Chordata; Actinopteri; Salmoniformes; Salmonidae
Gene: col27a1a
Product: collagen, type XXVII, alpha 1a
Exons: 61
Coding region: 1-5349 (1782 amino acids)
Molecular function (GO): extracellular matrix structural constituent
Source: RefSeq, a predicted model, not a curated record